Hyposmocoma kahamanoa is the source of this 1883-nucleotide messenger RNA. RefSeq lists its product as uncharacterized. The record is from RefSeq and is a predicted model, not a curated record. The transcript has 4 exons. The coding region runs from base 85 to 1317 and encodes 410 amino acids. NCBI's taxonomy places the organism in Eukaryota, Metazoa, Arthropoda, Insecta, Lepidoptera, Cosmopterigidae.
CUAUCCAGCCAUCCGUGAAAUUCAAUCAAACUUAAUUUUUUUUCAAUUUUCGGCUUCUGUUCAUAUUUAUAAUAUUUAUUAAUCAUGGUCACGCACAUCGAUUACAGGAUUUCCUUCAUAUUGUUAUGGUUUCAGACAGUAAAGUCGAUGUCCUUAAUAAACCAACAUUCGUAUUUUAUGGAUAACAGUGGACCCGAAAAUGACGUGGCUGACAUAAUAGUGUCCAAAGGAUAUUUGCCAAACGAAAAAGAUUUGCCCAAAACCUCUAUAGUAAAGAAUGUUGAUAACGACAUCACGUACUUACUUUCAAAGUUGUCCGAUGAAGAACUUGUUAAAUUACUAAAUGAACAACCUCAGAAAAAUGUAUACGAUUUGAGCGACAUUGUAAAAGUAGCCGUUGGCAGUGAAACUAAAAACUCUGUAGAUAAUAAAUUCUCAGGCACCGAUUACUCAGAUGCGAGUAAAAGCCACGGUUUAGGUUUAUUUACACACCAUGCUCAAAAUGACAACAAAAGAUUCAGAACAGUAGGAUCAGAAAAAGAAAGCCCACAAGGCCAAGCUUUUUUCAGGCUGGAAAAUAAGCCAGUAGAACCAUUCAAUUUCAAGUCAAAAGAGCCUGAUACUGAGUACGUUGCCCUUCAGAAACUAAAUAACUUGCUCUAUAGCCGUCCACAGGAAGAUCCUAAAAUUGAAGAUGACGAUGAUGCAAAGAAAGAACUACUUUUCGAUAUUCUUGUAGCUCAACUCAAAGCGCUUUGUUGCAAGAGGAAAUAUCCAGCGAAAAAACAGGACUUAAAAAAAUUCCAGUACAAAACAUUAUUGAAUCAACUUCUUCCACAGCAGGACUCAAAUCAUUAUAAAACUUAUGUCUCUGAAAAGGAUGCUCCGUCGGAGAUAUAUAAAAAAGCUAAUAACGAAUUUAUGUUUCUGAUAAUAAAUGACGAAAUUAAAAGUAACGCGAGCGAAGAGUUAAUAUCUGUAGAUCCUGAAAGUCUUGAGAAAAACAGCAGUGUCCUUUUGCUUGGACCAAUCACUACACCUUUAACGGACACACAGUUGAAAGCAGUUAUGAAACGUAUCUCAAACGAGUUAGCAAAGCCUGACUAUUUGCCACUCUUACAACAGUUGUCAGACGGAACACUGAGCGACAGCAAUAUAAGGUUGAUGAAGAGUUUAGUCACAGGGCCUGAGACGCGACGUUACAUAAAGCCCCAUAGGUGCAACCAUCAAGCACCUCUCGCUAAAGUCUUCGGAGGCCCAAAAUGGAUAAUUUGCACGGGAUAUCUUAAUUUAAAUACACCAAGUUUAUAUGACUGAAAUAAAAUCUACUUUUUAAUCUUUCCUACACAAUCAAAUGUGAACAUAAAAUCAUUAUGUAUGGAGCAGAUUUAUGUAUUUCUAUAGAUGUAAAAGAUUGAUUCGUCCCCAGUGAAUCUCCAACAUUUUUAUAAUCAACACAGCAGACGUAAACUCUUCAUACAUUUAAGGAAAAUUUAAGAUACUGGCAACUAUUGGUGAUAACUAUUGAUCGCGAAUUCAUGACAAGAUUUAUGUUGUCAAAAAGUGUCAUUAUUACAACAAUAUAGAUAAUGUGCUAGUUACACAAGUCACAAACAACGAGUUACGAGCAGAUUUUAAGAACGUUAACUGUUUUAAGAAGGUGAAUUAUGAAAUGAAGACAACCGAUUUUGUUUAAUAUAUCGGACCGCACAACAAAAUAAGAAGAUAGCAGAUCCGAUACGCCGUCGUCGUGUGCCGUAUUCGUAUAUCAAUUCACACACACAAACAAAAUGUGAUUUUUUAGUGUUGCAAUAAUAUAUACCGUAUUUUAUUUUACCCGAGUCUUAAGUAACAACAAAAAUCGAUAUCUAAUAAGGAAAGAA